AUGGCGAGCCUCGUGUCGCCCACCGAGUCGACCUUCUCCGACCGCAGCUACAACGCGAGCAGCCGACCUCGACACUCUUACAGCCUGUUCCCGACCGUCGAGGCCACUCCACCGACAUCGCCGACAAUCCUCUCCCAGAAGGCCGCCUUCUCGCGCGCCGCCCUCGAAAGCCAUCAUCGACGUCGCUCGUCGUCCAUGGGCUCGGUGGCACGAGGGAAAACUCCAUCGCGGCCGGUUUCGAUCAACACCGGCAUCGCCCAGACGCUCCUUUCACCGCCCAAUGCUGCGGCAGGCACAUACACGAGAGAUGCCCGCUCGGCAGCGAUGUCGACCGUCCACGAGGUUCACUCGCAUGCGUCGUCGCCUGUGCAGGAUUCCCAUCCGAGAGGAAGCGAGGUCCGUGCGGCCGCGAUCAGCCGUUGUUCCGAAUUCGAUAGUGAAUCCUCCCAAUCUAUCGCUCGGACUAUUGUCACGUUGGACACAUCGGCAGGUACAUCAUCGUCGCCUUACGACCACGAGAGCGAGCAGAGCUCCGAUCGUUUCCUGCAACAUGGGGCCGACCUCGAUCUGCCUCCCACACCCUCCUUCCAGGCUAAUCGCUUUCGCUCCCGGCCCGGGCCCAAUCUCAAGAUUGCCAUUUCGAGACAGGAUGGUGGUGAUCAUGUCGCUCAGGGGAGUCAUGUCGAUCCGCCCUCUCGACGCUGUCCCUCACCUGCACUAAAGACUGCGAGUCAUGCUCCUCUCAGUCGAGCCAGGUCGACAUCGUCUCGAAGUGAUCGGGAAUUUAUUGUUGACGACUCCAAUCGACCCGCGCAUCAACGGAAGAGGAGUCGAUCAGCCAAACCACUCCCUUCCAUACAUCUCUCAGCAUCGGGCCAAUCCACAUUCCCACCGAACUCGUCUGUUGACAGUCUUUAUCCGAUUCGCGCUGGUUCACUGCCCACCGCGAGCUUCCCGCCACGUCCAUCCACUGCGAACCCCGCCAUCUCUACGUCGUCUCAGCUCCAGCAUACUCCUCGGACGAUGCCACCGAUCUGGGACAAGCCGUUCGGGAUGGCGAUGCCAGUCGCUCAAGAUCAAAUACGAAGCGGCGAUGCUGACGCGCCGCGUUCGAUCGCACUUCCACCCGGUGUGACCACCAAGCUGAAGGCCAAGACAUCGGAGCCGAUGCUGUCGUCGUACAAUUUCACCUGGAAGACGGUCUCGCCCGAGGAGACACCAGAGUCAGCCAAGUCAGCUGCUCAAGACACUCCCCCGAUGUCCAGGUCAGCGUCGAGUUUGGCGAAUCGAACCGAUCUGCCCGAUUCCAUCUCACGCGUGCUGGCGGCCAAAGCGCGCAUCGCCGCGCUGAACAUAUCCGACCCAAACAUACCUGAUCAAUCGCCCGCGAAGGAAAACCCUUCUCCCGUCAUCGGCGACGCGACAACUCACAGCCGAGCCACCACUCCUGCGUCGCUGCGUCGGAGGCCGUCCAUGUCUACCUUUACCGAUCCGGCUGCCACCCUCAAGGAGCUGACCGAGCAGACAGAGGCACUGCAGCUCCGAUACGCAAGUCUUCGAACGGAUCGCCAAGCGUUGUCCGCCAGCAUCGUCUGCAAACUACAAGAGAUCAAGCCGGGACCGCAUUACCACAAUCUCCUGUUGGAUGAGCAGCUGUCUCUCGCGGCGGUCAGCUCUUCGAUGGAUAUCUGCUUCGCCAAGCUCAAGGCACUUGAUUGUCGCAAGGAAGAUCUGGUGGCGGCUCUGAUCGCUCAAGCGGCCGCUCCCGUCCCACGCAGAUAUGUCCCGAGCAGUGUGCCUUCUUUGAUCUCGAACGCAUCGACCAGCUCGCGCAAAUAUUCCAUGGGACCAUCCACGGGCCGCCUGACGGGAGAAUUCGGGGAUCUCGCCAACGGUGUACGGUUGAGACGGCUCCCUUCCUACUACAGCGAUUCGGAGACCUCCGAAUGCCCGCGUUUGAGCCAGAUCCGAAAGCUGUCCAUCGGCAGCGACAAUGGUCUCGGCUUCGAGGUUCCGGAUCGCCUGGUCGUCAUCGACGCACCGUCCGAGGGACUACAUCGUUCUGGCGAUCUCCCGCUCACUCCCGUCCCCGAGAGCAUGGCGACCACACCCUCAUCCCGUCGUCGACGGAAUAGCGCCGGCGAGUCGAUCCUCGACGUCGCAGCGUCCUCCCACCGGGGCACUCGACUCAGCUCCGGCGCCACCUCCAUCCUCUCGGAUGACCUGAUGACCGACGAGCCGGCCCCGCCAGCCCGCAAGAUCCGCAUCAACGCGACCAAGGCCGCCAGGAUCAUCGAGCACCUCGUGCACUCCGCGAAUUCGGAUCGCAAUGCCGCGGCGAUGAUCAAGCUCAUCGGCGACCACGACAACAGCAUCUACCUCAGCGACGACGAAGACCCGACCUCGCCCGCCAGCGCCGAUGAACCCACCGACUCCACCAACCUUGCCUCUCUCGACGCCUCCUCCUCCAACAUCCCAGCUCCUCCUCCGCCGCCGAGAAAAUACGACGCGCCCCUGCCCCAACUGCCCCUGCCGCCCCUCCCCAUCGAGCACCUCGUCUCCUGCGUCAAGAAACCCGGCGCAUCGCUCGCCCGAUCCACCACGAGAUCGAGCACCAGCACGGGCGCCGCCAGCAGCACAACAACGGUGGCCCCCCACAGCCACAGCGGCGACAGCAACGGCUUCGCGUCAAUCCCCCUCCCUCCCCCUCCCCCUCCCAGUCCUCCGUCGAAGAAAGUCCGCGGGUACUCCACCCAGACGCUCCAGACGAUUCAGGUCUACAUGGACGAGGACGUGCUCUGUUGA
Molecule: messenger RNA, 2805 nt
Organism: Dissoconium aciculare CBS 342.82
Lineage: Eukaryota; Fungi; Ascomycota; Dothideomycetes; Mycosphaerellales; Dissoconiaceae
Exons: 1
Coding region: 1-2805 (934 amino acids)
Source: RefSeq, a predicted model, not a curated record